ACUUCCGUCAUUGUGCAGCAGCAAACUUAAUCCGGCCUGUCAACGGCUGGGUGCUCAACCGCCUGUGGUUCAACGUAAAGCCGGUUCAUCGAAACAUGAAAUGCUGGCUGGAUGAACAUUUGAAACCCUGCUGAUCAUGAGUGGGACCGUGAGAGGGAUUUCAGAGGACAUGGAUCGACGGAUUGUACAGGCUGUAUGUGACGAGGACACAAUGUCUUCUACCUCAGUGGGAAUGUCGGAUUUGUCCGAUGAGAUCCUGCUGUGUAUUCUCCGCCAUGUUCCAGUAUGUGACCUGGUGUUGAAUGUGGCAAAUGUCUGCCACAAGUUGCACACACUGUGCCAUGAUAAGACCCUGCUCUCAAACGUCAGCUUAUCUGAGGAGUAUCUGGCUGAUGAUCUCUUGGUUCGGCAGAUACUGAAGCAGCUAGCCAAUCACGUGCAGUCUCUCAGCCUGAAUGGUUGCUACUGGCUGUCUGGCUCUACAAUGGAGCUUCUUGCUCGCUGCAGAGGAGUGACGCACCUCGAUGUCACCGGCUGUCGCAUCACUUCCCUUCGUCUCUCUCGUCUCCUCUCCUCCCUCUCUCUACUCAGAUCACUCGCUUUUGAUGUGACGCCAGGCUUCAACUCUGCUCAGCUCAGUUCAGAGGCGGUGGAUUCACUGAGCCGCCUGUCGGAGCUCAGACAGACACUGUUGACGCCGAGUUACGGUGUAGUGCCAUGCUGCGCCCAACUCCGCAAGCUGAUGCUGCAGUUUGACAUCCCAGAUGUGACCAGAGAGGGUGUCAGUGUUUGCUGUCAGUUAAUGGUGGGUCAGAGCAGUGUGCCACAUUACCAACAGCUGGAGGAGUUCACUGCCAGGCUGGCUCCAGGAGAGGUAAACCAGACCUUGCUCCUGCUCUACCUGGCAGUGUUCAGUGUUCAUGUUCCAAAGCGUCUGAGAGUUUUCCUUGUGUCGAUUCCCGGCCCAAACCCUGCUCACUGGCCUGCUGCUCCCUCACUGGCCCAGAGCUUGGGUCAACGAGGUGAACUGGAGGCCCUGCAGCUCCCUCGGUCCUGGCUAGAUUCCUUGUCCCUAAAGCGAGCCCUGGAGGGAAACAGUCCGAAGCACCUCAGCUUCAGCCGCUGCCCGGCGCUGUGGCCACAGGUGUUCCAGUCGUUGCUGGAGGGAGGAGUCAGAGAUGCCACACAGCUGAUCAGCCUGAACCUCAGCGGGAUCAACCAGGUCCUUUACUCAGAGUGUAGGAGUGCGGAAGAUCAGCUGGUUCCUGGGACAAUGAGCCGGUUGGCAGUUGGCUGUUCCAACAUUAAACACCUGAACCUGAUGCAUACACAUUAUCAUCAUGAAAACUCGCCUGCGCUAGGUGGAGAAACACACCUGUGUGCCAGCUUGGCCAAAUUCGGGCACCUGCGCUCUCUCACUCUGCCUGCCUGCGCUCUGUCAGACGGCUUAAACUCACAUCAAAUCUCUACAAACAACACGUCUCCCUCUCCGUUGUUCCUGGGGUUAAAGAAGAAUCCACGUGUGGGGCUCCAGAAUUACAGGCCUGAUUCAGAAUCUUCUCUGUCAGGGGACAGCACCUCAGGGCUCACUCGGCUCUUAGCUGGCUGCCCUGUUUUAGAGACCUUAGAGCUCAUUGGUCCAGGUUUUGUCUCUGCGUUGCCUCGGCUUGAGCCCUGCGCUCGUGCCAGUGUGGAGCCUCGUGGCAUGUGUGCGUGGGCACGAGGAGUUGGCGAUGCACACUUAGCAGCACUUGAGGCUUUGCCUCGAUUACGUCGUCUGACUCUGGCUGGCCUUCCUGGGGUCCUUAGGGGGACAGGGCUGAUACAGCUGACCAGGCAGUGCAAAGACCUACAGGUAUUAUCCCUUGCCAACAUGGGAUCACUAAAAACCAUGAACUACACCCCUGCCUUGCUGGACACACUUAAACAGUGCACACAGCUACAGGAACUCAGGUUAGAGCAGCCCUACCUGAAUGCCAACGCGUCAUUCUUUGAGGCUCUGUCCUGUUGCAGUCAUCUGCAACGUCUCUGCCUUAUCUCCCGCAGUGGUACCUUUGACCCAUCGGCCACAGAAACCUUCAUGGAGCGAUGCUGCCAUGUCAUCAUGUGCCACAUGUUCAUGGGUGGCACUUUAACAGCUUGUCGCACACUGCAGAAAGCUCUGCUGGACAGAUUUUCAGUUGAGCGCUCGGCCCUGAGCGUGGUCAUCUAUCCGUUACAGCAUGAAGACCUGCCGUCAGUCAUCAGGGACAUCCCACUAACACUGCUGGAUCGGAUAACUUUGUUCCAGAGCCAUGUGGCCCAACCACCACAUUUAUCACAGCUGUGACAUCACCAGAAAGGUUCAGUGUGAUUGGUGCUCAACAGCUGAGGCACUCAGAUCGUUUUUUUCCCGCGGGAAAUAAAAUUCACAAAUGAAAGACUGACUGUCAUCUGCACAGUGAUUUCUGAUUGUGUGAUUUGUUACAUCAACAACAGUUUCAGGCUGCUUGACAACAAUACAUCAACCAUGAUUGUUUACAUGUCAUGUACAUGUAAACAAUCAUGGUUGAUGUACUUCAACAGGUGGUCUUCAAAGGGAAAUUUGCUUUCUGAGGCUGGUAAGGAGUUUUAGUUUAUUGUUCCAGGACAUUUCACAUUUGCUGCCAUUGGGGCCUCAAUUAUUGCCACUCAAGUCAAAAAUCAUUUCUGUCACUACACCAGUCAGCUGUCAGCUAUAAAAAUAAGUGCCAAAAUGAUAAAUUAUGGGGUGUAUUUGUUCAGAAACUUUGUAUACAUGACCUGAAUCAAAUUAUGUUGUAAUAAACUCCAUGUACAUUAUUUUAAA
Siniperca chuatsi (mandarin fish) is the source of this 2827-nucleotide messenger RNA. It is a transcript of the gene fbxl18, whose product is annotated as F-box and leucine-rich repeat protein 18. The transcript has 7 exons. Bases 137 to 2329 code for a protein of 730 amino acids. Gene Ontology annotation, molecular function: protein binding. Gene Ontology annotation, biological process: SCF-dependent proteasomal ubiquitin-dependent protein catabolic process. Lineage: Eukaryota; Metazoa; Chordata; Actinopteri; Centrarchiformes; Sinipercidae. The record is from RefSeq and is a predicted model, not a curated record.